ACGCUUCAGAGCGAAGCAUUGUGGGAUACGCAUAACGACGAUGUCGAAGAUGUUUUGAACAGAAAAGAUCGAUUCAAAGUUUAAAUGGUUGAACGUCAUCAAGAUGAAGAGCGUUUUCAUCCUCGCCGACAAAGCCUGGGCGGGUUCUAACCUACUGUAUAAGUGGCAGAAAUCUCUUGGUAAUUAUAUCGCUGUUGCAGGACAGGACAACUCAGUGAAAAUAUUUGAUCGACAUGGAAACAAGUGGACUGAGCUCAACCUCCCAGGACGCUGCGUGGGGAUGGACUGGGAUAAGGAUGGGGACAUUUUGGCAGUGAUAGCUGCAAAAUCCAGCUCCAUCUACCUCUGGGAUGCCAGCGUGAAUAAAACAUCUCAGAUAGACAGUGGCAUGAGCAGAGAUCAGAUGUCCUUCAUCCUGUGGUCAAAGACAAGCCCUCUGUUGGCAGUUGGGACCGUCAAAGGAAACCUGUUGAUCUACAAUCAGCAGACCUCACGCAAGAUUCCUGUACUGGGUAAACACACCAAGAAGAUCACCUGUGGGUGCUGGAGUAGUCAGAAUCUACUGGCACUCGGAAGUGAUGACAACACUCUGAGCAUCAGCAACCAUGAGGGGGACACCGUCAGACAGACAACGCUGCGUGGUGAGCCUGCUGAAAUUUGUUUUUCGGUGAUGAAGACGGAUGAAAGGUCCUCCCUAGGAGAGAGCACUGUGAGUGUUUCUGUGGAAAAGAAAAUUCUGAUGCUCUUCAGUGUCAACGACCCUGAAAACCGGAUAGAACUGACCUUUCAGCGCCAUUAUGGAAACAUUGUGUCUUACCGCUGGUACGGGGAUGGGUAUAUACUGAUCGGUUUUUCCCACGGAUACUUUGUGGUUAUUUCCACCCACAUCAGGGAGAUAGGUCAGGAGCUCUACCAGGCUCAGAACCAUAAAGACAGCCUCAACAGUGUGGCCAUCUCACCAGUGUUAAACAAGGCUGCCUCCUGUGGGGACAACUGCAUAAAGAUCCAGGAGCUGUCUGAGCUCAAAGACAUCAGCAAUGUAGUUCGGCUGGAUGAUGAGACUAAAGGUCUGGACCAGCUGAACUGGACGGACGAUGGACAGUUGUUGGCGGUUUCCACACAGAAAGGGACGCUCCAUGUCUUUCUGACCAAGCUGCCUAUCCUGGGAGACAGCUUUGGUACCCGGCUAGCUUACCUCACCUCCCUGCUGGAGGUCACUGUGUCAAACCAGGUGGAUGGGGAGAAGCCUGUGGCCAUACAAGUGGAAGUUGAGCCCACUUUUAUUGCAGUGGGACCGUACCAUGUGGCUGUGGGAAUGAACAACAGAGCCUGGUUCUAUGCUUUGGUUGACCAAAACCCUGGUUUUAACAAACUGAAGGACAUCGAGUAUUUGGGGACGAUAGCCAGCAUGUGCCUUAACUCUGACUAUGCAGCAGCGCUGUUUGAGGGAAAAGUCCAGCUGCACAUGAUUGAAGGCCAAGACCAGGAGGAGAAGAAGCAGAUGAAGUUGUUUCCAGACGAUGACAGAAAAGGACGGAUCCUGUGCCACGCACUCACCGCUGACUUCCUCUACUAUGGCACUGAUUUAGGUAAUGUGGUGUGUGUCUUGGUGGAGGACUGGGAGACUGUGAGCAGCUACAGCCACUCAGUGGGUGUGAGAAAAGUUUUCCCUGACCUGAACGGCACACGGCUCGUCUUCAUUGACGACAAGAACGGCGGCUUCUUGCUCUCCCCUGCAAGUGCAACAGACUCGUGCUUUGAGCUCCCCAACUUCUCUCCCACCAUCACCGGAGUGCUGUGGGACAACUGGCACGCCGACAGAGGAGUGUUUGUAGCUUAUGACGAUGACAAGGUCUACACUUACGCCCUGCAUAAAACCACCAUAUAUGGCCCACGGGUGGUGUUGGUGGGGAGCACUGCACUCCUGUUUUCCCAGAAGCCUUUGCUGUUGCACAACGGGGAGCUGACGUGUCAGACGGCGAGCGGCAAGACCAGCGACGUGGCUCUGAGCACACACUCCUUCCUCAAGACCUUGAUCGGCACAGCGCCAGAUUCACCGCCAGAGCUCAGCAAGCAGUUGGCUCAGGCACUCAUGCUCAAGAGGUUCCAUGAAGCCUGUGAUCUGUGUAAGUUUGCAGGCAGUGACAUAGACUGGGCUGAGUUAGGCAAAGCCUGUCUGGUCCACAUGGAGGUCGAGCUGGCCAUCCAAGUCUACCGCAUGAGUGACAAUGUGGGCAUGGUCCUGUCACUACAGGGCAUCCAGGGUAUAGAGGACAUGAAUUUACUAGCAGGCCAUUUGGCCAUGUUUCUGGGUGAAUACAACCUGGCUCAGGACCACUAUCUGUCCUCAAGCUGCCCCAUCGCUGCCCUGGAGAUGAGGAGAGAUCUGUUGCACUGGGACAGCGCUCUUAUGUUAGCCAAGAGGUUAGCAGAAGACCAGAUUCCCUUUAUAUCCAAAGAAUAUGCUGUCCAUCUGGAGUUUAUUGGAGACUAUGUGAACGCUCUGGCACACUAUGAGAAAGGCAUGACCCACGAUAAUAAAUUCCAGGAGCAUGAUGAGGCAUGUCAGGCAGGUGUAGCCAGGAUGUCCAUUCGGAUGGGCGACAUUAGGAGAGGAGCCGCCCAGGCUACUCAGCACCCAAGCAGAAUCCUCAAGAAGGAAUGUGGAGCCAUACUGGAGAGCAUGAAGCAAUUCUCUGAAGCUGCUCAGCUCUAUGAAAAAGGCCAGUACUAUGACAAGGCUGCAUCAGUCUACAUUCGGUGCAAGAACUGGGCGAAGGUGGGAGAGUUGCUCCCACACGUCUCCUCUCCCAAGAUCCACCUGCAGUACGCCAAAGCCAAGGAGGCGGACGGCAAGUAUAAGGAUGCAGCACGGGCCUAUGAGAGCGCUAAAGACUGGGACAACGUGAUCCGUGUCCUGCUGGACCACCUCAACAACCCAGAGGACGCUGUCCGCAUCGUCAGGGAGACGCAGAGCAUCGACGGAGCAAAGAUGGUUGCCAGGUUCUUCCUGCGAUUGAACGACCACGGCUCAGCCAUCCACUUCCUGGUGCUGUCUCAGUGCAACGACGAGGCCUUCCAGCUGGCACAGCAGCACGGACAGAUGGAAGUGUACGCAGACAUCAUUGGCUCUGAGGCGACGCAGGAGGACUAUCAGAGCAUUGCUCUCUACUUUGAGGCGGAGAAGAAACACCUUCAGGCUGGCAGGUUCUUCCAGAAGUGUGGGCAGUACAGCAGAGCCCUGAAGCACUUCCUGAAGUGUCCCAACACUGAUGACAACCUGGCUGUUGAAAUGGCUAUUGAGACGGUAGGCCAGGCCAAGGACAACUCUCUGACCAAUCAGCUGAUAGAUUACCUGAUGGGGGAGAGUGACGGUAUGCCAAAGGAUGCCAAGUACCUGUUCCGUCUGUACAUGGCGCUGCAGCAGUACAGGGAGGCCGCUCGCACCGCCAUCAUCAUCGCCAGAGAAGAGCAGUGCGCAGGUAACUACCGUAAUGCCCAUGAUUUGCUGUUCAGCAUGUACACGGAACUGCAGGCCCAGAAGAUAAAGAUCCCGGCUGAGAUGGCCACCAAUCUGAUGAUCCUCCACUCCUACCUGCUGGUCAAGAUCCACGUGAAGAGAGGAGACCACCUGAAAGGAGCGCGCAUGCUCAUCCGUGUCAGCAACAAUAUCAGCAAGUUUCCUGCACAUGUUGUGCCCAUCCUGACAUCUGCAGUCAUCGAAUGUCACCGGGCCGGGCUGAAGAACUCGGCCUUCAGCUUCGCCGCCAUGCUGAUGAGACCGGAGUACCGAAACGAGAUCGACUCAAAGUACAGGAAGAAGAUCGAGGCUAUGGUCCGACGACCAGAUACAUCGGAGCUUGAGGAGGAAACUACUCCAUGUCCCUUCUGUGGCUUCCAGCUACCGCAGAACGAACUGCUGUGCAUCUCCUGCAAGAACAACCUGCCCUACUGCAUCGCCACGGGUCGUCAUAUGCUGAAAGAAGACUGGUCGGUGUGUCCUCAUUGUGAAUUUCCUGCUCUCUACUCCCAGUUCAUUCUGCUGUUGGAGACGGAGACUGUGUGUCCCAUGUGCUCUGAGACUCUGAGCGUCAAACAGGUGAAGAAGAUCUCUGAUUGCUCCACAUACCUGCAGACUGAUGAACUGGAUCAAUGAGGAAAAAUAAAAUCACAUGUAUGUAAAUGGUUCAUGUCAGUCUAAUGACAGAUUUUCUAUUUGUUUAAAUAAAAUAUUUUACAUUUUUGAUGGAAUAUAUGCAGCUUUUAGUUUUGUAUUAUGUGGAGUAACAGAACUACAAUGAUUUAAAGGACCUUUGAUAUGCCAACAACCAAAAGACAAUUCAUUCAAAUAAAAUGCUUUGUAUAUAUGGCUGAAAUUGUAUAUUUUGGCAUCUAAUAAAACUCCUUUGUCACUUG
Thunnus maccoyii (southern bluefin tuna) is the source of this 4416-nucleotide messenger RNA. RefSeq names its product WD repeat domain 19 (gene wdr19). Bases 104 to 4156 code for a protein of 1350 amino acids. NCBI's taxonomy places the organism in Eukaryota, Metazoa, Chordata, Actinopteri, Scombriformes, Scombridae. Gene Ontology annotation, cellular component: cilium; intraciliary transport particle A. Gene Ontology annotation, molecular function: protein binding. Gene Ontology annotation, biological process: cilium assembly; intraciliary retrograde transport. The record is from RefSeq and is a predicted model, not a curated record. The transcript has 36 exons.